AUGCCAGCCAGAACGCAAGACCUGCCCACCCAUACCAGGGAUUUGUCCAGCUCCACCACUGCAUCUCCCGUUGCAGGGACAUCAAAAUGUCUGCCUACCAGCAUUCCGGGAGAGACGUUUUGGCAAACAUCGCAGCACCGCCUUCACAAUCACCGAUCCACCGAAGAGCUUCUAGAGCAUAGCGACAUUGUCAUUAUCGGUGCCGGAUAUGCCGGUGUCGCGACAGCCUAUCAUUUGAUCAAAGACUAUGCCGACUCCAACAAGUCCAUCACCAUACUCGAAGCCCGCGGAGCUUGCUCGGGAGCCACGGGUCGAAACGGCGGCCAUGCAAGGCCAGACUUUUACGGCCAUAUCCCUACAUAUAUGGAUCGCGCGGGUACACAGGCUGGAGCAGAGAUUGCAGAAUUUGAGAUUCAAAAUCUACGCGCCUUGAAGAAGACUGUCGAGCAGGAGAAGAUUGAUUGCGAUUUCACCUUGACCCGGUCCAUUGAUGUCUGGUGUAAUGCAGAUGCGGCCAAAAAGGCCAAAGCUGUGUAUGACAGAAUGACUGCCGAAGGUCUGGAGUACAUGGAGGAUGUCGCUUUUUACACGGGUGAUAAUGUGGAGGGUAUUUGUGGCGUGAAAGAUGCCAAGGCCUGUGCGAGUUUUACUGCUGGCACCAUGUGGCCCUACAAAUUCAUCAUGCAUCUGGUGGAAUUGAUUGUUGACGCUGGUGUGAACCUGCAAACCAACACCCCCGUUACUUCAGUAAGCGCCGACGCGCAGGGCGGUUUCGUCGUCGAGACCCCUCGGGGCAAGAUGCACGCUGGCAAAGUCGUCUACGCCAACAAUGCGUACGUCUCCGGUCUCCUCCCACAAUACAAGAAGAAUAUUGUCCCAUGCAAGGGCAUCUGCUGUCGCAUCACCGUGCCAGAGGGUGUAACGGCCCCUCUUCUCAACAACUCCUAUAUCAACCGUACAGAGGACAAUGUUCUCUCCUACCUCAUUCCACGGGCCGACGGCAGCAUUGUCGUCGGAGGAGCUGCUGCUAUCUUCCGAAAGCACGAGGAUCAAUGGUACGACAACGUGGACGACAGUGUUCUCAUUGAUUCUGCAAAGGACUACUACAAUGAUUACAUGCAAAAGACCUAUCGCGGAUGGGAAGACUCCGGAGCCAAGAUCGACAAAAUCUGGACGGGUGUGAUGGGAUACUCAUAUGACUCAAACCCCCACAUCGGCACGGUCCCCGGAGGGGAUGACCAGUACAUUCUGGCAGGAUUCAAUGGUCACGGCAUGCCGGUCAUUUGGCUGUCAGCCAAGGAACUUGCGCGGAUGAUUGUCGAUGAUAUUCCAUUUGAGCAGACAGCUAUGCCUCGGCUGUUCCAGACGUCUCAAUACCGCAUUGAUCGAGCUUUGAGCGGGAAGACCGAAGACGGGGACAUUCUGGGAUCUGGGAAAUUUGCUGCUACGAAGCCCUAG
Molecule: messenger RNA, 1458 nt
Organism: Penicillium oxalicum
Lineage: Eukaryota; Fungi; Ascomycota; Eurotiomycetes; Eurotiales; Aspergillaceae
Product: NAD(P)/FAD-dependent oxidoreductase
Exons: 2
Coding region: 1-1458 (485 amino acids)
Cellular component (GO): cytoplasm
Molecular function (GO): oxidoreductase activity
Source: RefSeq, a predicted model, not a curated record